UAUGGAAGAAGCUAGGGUCUCUCAAUGGAAGCCAGAUAGCUACAAGAAAUGUGUCUGUGAUCAGUUCACACUAGCAUGCUUCAUUCCAACAAGACACAGUUCCACCCUUCCUCCUUCCUCCUCAUAGGGAUCCCAGGGCUGGAAGAUGUGCACCUGUGGAUUGGCUUCCCAUUCUUUGCAGUGUAUCUAAUAGCUGUCCUGGGGAACGUCAUCAUCUUAUUUGUGAUCCAAACUGAACGCAGCCUCCACCAGCCGAUGUUCUAUUUCCUGGCCAUGUUGGCAUGUACUGAUUUGGGCUUAUCCACAGCCACCAUCCCCAAGAUGCUGGGCAUUUUCUGGUUUAAUCUCAGGGAGAUUGUGUUUGGAGCCUGUAUCACACAGAUGUAUACCAUUCACAUAUGCACCGGCCUGGAAUCUGUGGUGCUGACAGUUAUGGCCAUAGAUCGCUAUAUUGCUAUAUGUAAUCCACUGAGGUAUAGCAUGAUCCUCACCAACAAGGUGAUAGCUAUUCUGGGUAUCGUCAUCAUAGUCAGGACUUUGGUGUUUGUGACUCCGUUUAUAUUUCUUAUCCUGAGGUUGCCUUUCUGCGGUGUCCGGAUUGUUCCUCAUACCUACUGUGAACACAUGGGUUUGGCAAAGCUAGCAUGUGCCAAUAUCAGGGUCAAUAUCAUUUAUGGAUUAGUUGCUUUCUCAGUGGGAUACAUUGACCUAUCUGUGAUUGGAUUUUCCUACAUCCGAAUUCUCCAAGCAGUCUUCCGCCUUCCAUCCUGGGAUGCUCGGCUCAAGGCUCUUAGUACAUGUGGCUCCCAUGUCUGUGUCAUGUUGGCCUUUUACCUGCCAGCUCUCUUCUCCUUCAUGACACACCGCUUUGGCCACAAUAUCCCUCAUUACAUCCACAUACUUCUAGCCAAUCUGUAUGUGGUUGUUCCCCCUGCCCUGAAUCCUGUUAUCUAUGGAGUCAGAACAAAACAGAUAAGGGAGAGAGUACUAAGAAUGCUUAACCCUAAAAUCCACUGA
Molecule: messenger RNA, 1017 nt
Organism: Peromyscus maniculatus bairdii (prairie deer mouse)
Lineage: Eukaryota; Metazoa; Chordata; Mammalia; Rodentia; Cricetidae
Product: olfactory receptor 52E5
Biological process (GO): G protein-coupled receptor signaling pathway
Cellular component (GO): plasma membrane
Molecular function (GO): G protein-coupled receptor activity; olfactory receptor activity
Source: RefSeq, a predicted model, not a curated record